ACAAACUGUAAUCGACGCCGUCAAGUAAAUUCAAUGCUUUUGUGACAGAAUUAAUUAAAUUGUUUAUUACUUGCAAGUGGACUAUUAAAAGUCGUAAUCGAAUAAAUAACUGUCAAAUGUUAACAAAACUACGAGUUCGGUUCUAGUAUGAAAAUAACUAAAGUUACGUCGUAGCCGGAUAAAUUGAAAUCACGGAUGUGGAUAAACGCAAUAUUUACAAUAAACUACAUGCUAUUUAAAAAAUCUACAGUUGGAGGAGACGUCAGUUAAGGCGUAUCGACAUUGUGAUUGAAAUUAUACAUAUAUGCAGAUAUUAAUUUUGAUGUGUUGGAUUGUGAUUAUUAAGGAUUGCAAGAAAACACAAUUGUACACAAGUCGUUUAUUUUCUAUUUUUUUUUUAAAUGCUUAAUGUUAUCUUCGGUUGCAAGUACAACUGACCUCAGCCGAUCUGAAAGUGAUGCAACGCAUCCAUUAUUGUCUGGAGAUCAGCGACAUCCGGUCAAUGUGAUACAGUGCCUCAGCUGUAAAGAACGAAUACCCAGUAGCACAUUCAGUGAUAUUUGCGAACAUUAUUUACACCAUCCGCCUCCGCAUGCCAGUGCUAUAAAGUGUUUGUACUGUCGCGGACACGUUCAUUUUUACACUAGAAACUGCGGCGACAGCACGUUGCGCACUGAAAUCUUUCAUUUCUGCUCACCACGAAAGUCGUAAGCAGACACUCACACAGCAUGGCAGACAGUGUGUGCAACGCCAAUCUUGGCGAUGAGAAUUUGGAAUUUCUUUCGGAGGACUCUGAAGCAUCUGAAUAUAGCGACCAUGAAAAUGAUGGCCACGAAGUAGCUGCUGCUACAGCCGAUCAUUUAAAAAAUAAAGAAGCAAAAUUGGAGGCAGACUUUGCUGCCGAUGAUGACGAUACUCACGGUGAUGGAGAUGGGGAUGGGGAUGGCGAUGAUGAUGAUGAUGACGAUAAUGAUGGACAAUUGGCGAGGGGUAAAACAAUUCACCUUCAGCUGCAGACACAGACAUCAAAGAUUGCGACGACUGGACAUCCAAACUAUGGUUUUGGCAAGCGUUGGUCGAAGUCCGAAGAUGUUUUGCUCAAAUCGUUGGUGGAGAAACACGGUGAAAGCUGGGACAUUAUUGGCACACACUUUAAGGAUCGGCUUGAGCAACAAGUCCAGCAGCGUUGGGCCAAAGUCCUUAAUCCGGAGCUCAUCAAAGGCCCGUGGACCCGCGAUGAGGAUGAGAAAGUUAUUGAAUUGGUGCGACGUUUUGGGCCCAAGAAGUGGACACUAAUUGCGCGAUAUUUGAAUGGUCGCAUUGGCAAACAGUGUCGGGAACGUUGGCACAAUCACCUUAAUCCCAAUAUCAAGAAGACCGCUUGGACCGAGGAGGAGGAUAAGAUCAUUUACAAUGCUCACAUCAAGCUGGGAAAUCAGUGGGCAAAGAUUGCAAAACUUUUGCCAGGACGCACAGAUAAUGCGAUUAAAAAUCAUUGGAACUCAACAAUGCGUCGCAAAUAUGAUGCUGAGCGACGAUCGGUGAAUACGUUAACAACGGGCGAUUUGAAAAGCUCUCGCACGCAUCUCAUCACUUUGAUCAAAUCCGGUGGCAUAGGCGGCAUUGGUGCCAAGCCACCACAACAGCAGCAGCAACAACAACAGGCUGGCCAUGGCAAGAUAAACGAAUUAAAUGGUGAUUCGAAUAUGGCCACAAGUGACUCUUGCAAUGAGGAGAAUAUUGCCAAGAAGGAUGUCAAAGCAAACAAUGCAACAGCAGCUGCCGGGGGCGGAGCCGAUGGACUUGGCAAACUAGUAUCGAUAUCAGCUUCGGCGCAAUCGCUUUUGCAAUACACGGAUCUAAAACUGGGCCACAGACCAACACCCAAUAUCUUGAAGCGAUCCCGCAAGCAAAAUGCUGCUGUCGACAAUGGGCAGGCAACGACACAACAUCCGUAUGUUGAACUCAAGAGCGAAUAUAAAAACAAGCUGCCCGAAUCGCCAGUUAUAACGCCAAUCAAAUCAUUACCCUUUUCGCCGAGUCAAUUCCUUAGAUCACCCUGUCUGACCACAUUCGAGGAUAUGAACUUGCGAGCUAGCACGCCCGUGACUAAAGUCUAUAAUCGCGUUGGCAUGGAAAUUAAGAAGGAAUUGGAAUCAUCAUCAAUUGAAACACCACAUAAAAGUAUUGUUGGGCUGCGGACGCCAACUCCGUUUAAGAAUGCUCUCGCUGCCAUUGGUAAACGCGAGAAGCGUGAUGGACGCUCCUAUAUUCCCUCAAGCCCGUCGAGUCUGGUUGAGGAUUUGGCCGAAAUUAUCAACGAGGAGCAGAUGAAUGAUUCAGACCUUAACAACAGUAGCAAAGGUGUCGGCGAAAACACUGAACGCGACGAUCGCUCGGAUCUUGAGUGUUCCAAUUCACUUGCAUACAGAAGCGUACAUUCCCCAGCGCCAAAGCGUACGAGAAAAUCAUUGCUUCCUAGUUGGGGCUAUAACAUACAAUAUGGAAAGAAGACGUUACCGUUCGAAACCGAAACACCAAGUAAAUUUUUAUCAUCGGAGCAAUCGCCUGCACAUUUUUCGCCAAGCAACAUUAUGAAAGAUUCACUAUGCGGCGGUCAGGAUCUGCUUUUCGAUGAGGGCAAAAAAGAGAAUCGGCCAUAUUAUCAUCGGCUUCGUGGCUCAACGAGCGAUCAUCUGUUAGAUCCAAAAUGGGCUCGUGUUGCUUGCGGAAAAACCAAAGAUCAAAUUUUCAUGGAACAGCAGGCGCAUGCAUGUCUCGCCUUAAUGCCGCGAUCGUUAAAUUUUGAGAAGCAAAAAUGAGUUCUUAAUCAAUGUAGAUCAUGUAAAAAGAAACUAUUAAAUCGAACUUUCCCAACUACAUCGAAAAUUCAUUUAAUUGCUAUUACACUUUACUUCAAUUUGCGCUCUUUAACAGGGAUGGGCACAAGAUUGUUAAUAUUUUUUUUCAAAUGUAGUUAACUUUUGAAUGAGAAUUAAUAAAAGCGGUAGAAUGACAACAAAUAAACGUAUAAACACCA
Molecule: messenger RNA, 3040 nt
Organism: Drosophila nasuta
Lineage: Eukaryota; Metazoa; Arthropoda; Insecta; Diptera; Drosophilidae
Gene: Myb
Product: proto-oncogene like protein Myb
Exons: 2
Coding region: 729-2822 (697 amino acids)
Biological process (GO): regulation of DNA-templated transcription
Cellular component (GO): nucleus
Molecular function (GO): RNA polymerase II cis-regulatory region sequence-specific DNA binding; DNA-binding transcription factor activity, RNA polymerase II-specific
Source: RefSeq, a predicted model, not a curated record